UACUUCCUGUCAAUAUCGCAGCCUGAAGACGGUGAAAUGACAAGAACCUGACGAGAUUCUACACUGCUAACAACUUCAAGAUGCCCAGAGUAAUUCAGCCACUUGGUAAUUCUGAUGAACAGCGCAUCAAGAAGAAUUGGAGUUUUUUAAAAGCACAGCUACAACAAGAUGAAAUUAGGGACGCAUUUAUGGAUGAAGACAUCUGGGACCUCAAUGACUUUGAUGAAAUCGAUGCAAUGCCCACUCCCGAAAAAAAGAACGAAGUUUUUCUGAGGCUAUUAUUAAAGUCUGGUCCCAGGGCAUACAAAGUUUUUGUUGAUGCUUUGAAAGCAAAACAGUCUGAUCAUAUUACAGAUAGACUUGAUAAUACACCAAUUACAGAAAUACAACAGCCAGUGCAAGUGAACCGCUAUGCAGAACUCACAGAUGCUCAGAGAUCACUUUACCUCACGGAACAAAACCUUCUCAAAUUCAACAAAUGUUUUGGAAGUGAUGUAGAAAUAGUUGGGAAAGCUUUGCUCCUUACACAGUCUGAUAUUGAUGUUAUAAGAAUGGAAAAUCCAUAUUCUGCAAUCACUCAGAUUCAUAAAAUUAUUCUCAAAUGGAAAUACAGAAAUGGAAGAAAUGCAACUUUGGGAGAAUUAACCAGGUGUUUUAUGGAUGCCGAGAAUGCUGGGGCAAGAGUGGAUUGGGACAUGUUUGAUCAAGGUGUUAACUAUUUGACAGAGAACAUGUAGCUUAGCUUAGAAUAUUGAACAUUUCGCAGUAUUUAAGGACACAUGCAACGUACAUUACCUAUUAAUUUCAAACUAUACUGUUUAUGUCCUUAACCUAGUUGAACGUUUAAAAUAUCUCAAAUAUCAAUAAAUUAAAUACCAUGGAUAUGUUGAAGUGUGAUGAAAUCUUGUGUUUUUUCUAAAUGUACUUUUACAUUUACAUCUUGUCUGUUUUUCUCAGUUCCAUUAAGUUUGAGAUAAUGAGAUUUAUGUGUAGAUUAAACAUGUUAUGUAUAAUUCUUCUCAUACUGGAUUGACUAAUAAUUUCAUAGAAUACAGAAUUCAAAAAAAAAAACAAACUUUUAUUUGAACAAAAAGAUGAUUGAAAUUCUACCAAGGAAUUUAUAGUAGACUUUACAUAACUUCAUGCAUUGAUCCUUUGGGAAGAUAACACAAGUUUGUAAACUAUUACUCAAAACUUUGUCAUAUUUUUAAGAAGUUGGACAAAAUGUUAUGUAGACAUAAAAUCUAAAAGAUGAUUUUGCUUUUUAUUUGGAGGGGAUGGGGUAUAAAAAAUGAUCACAGUCUCAGAAAUUGGACUUUAAAAAAAUAGAAAUAAUAGAAAUGAAAUAAGGGCACAAAGUUAAGUCUUUACUCUGUAUAUAUAUGAACAUCUUUGAAGAAAAACUGUAUAUUGUAUUGUAUGAACUAGAAUAUACUCAUGAGUAUCAUGGUGUGCAAUUUUUUUUAAUUCAACCAGUAACAAGAAAUGAUGUUUGGAUUUUGAACAGUUAAUUCUCAGAUUAUUCUUUGAUAUUUCCUAUAUCUUUGAUAUGUACUUUAUCCUUAAAGGUAAUUAAAUGUUUGGCAUCCUUUGUUUGCUAUGCUUUUAGAUAAAGAACCAUUAUUAAUUGCAUGUCUCUUCAUAUUGGUGACUAACAGAUCAAAUCUAAAUGAUCAUUCCAAGAAUCAGUAUUUUUAGCCCUUGAAUUGUUGAUAGGAUUUCUGAGUUAAAUAUCUUUGCUAUCUUUGUAUUUUUCAUUUCUUUUUAAAAAACUUAAUAUCAAAUAAGUUAUUUGCUCUUUUGGUGUUUGUUAGGCCUAUUCUGAAUACCUAAAGAAUAUUUUGUGAGAAGAAGUAGUUUGAGAUCCGUCUGCAUUGGCCAAUUUUCCUGCAAGUUAUAGCCCUUUGACUUUGAAAAAUUCUUGUUAAAUUUUUGUCUUCCAAACAUUAUUUUCGGGCUGUGUAGGACAGUGCAUGGUGAGUUGAUUUUUUAUGAGUAAACUUUUAUUGAUGAAUAGCAGGAUUGAGUUUAAAUUCUAGGUUAAUUUUACCCAUUCUAACAAAAGUUCUGAAUAAAUGCUUUUUUUAAUGUUCACACUUUUUCAUUUUUUUAAUUGUUUAUGUAGAUUAUGAUUUGAAUUUAGUUAGUACUUCUAGAAAAAUGACAUAGAGAUCGAUUGUCUUUUUUAUGAAUAUUGUCAACUUUCAAUUUUCACAUCUAUAAUGAAGAUUUUUAUUGGCUCUUCUAUCGCAGAGAUUUAUAAAUGAUGUAAAUCAAAUUACCUUUAUGGAG
Messenger RNA from Saccostrea cuccullata (small rock oyster), 2292 nucleotides. RefSeq names its product death domain-containing protein CRADD-like. Gene Ontology annotation, biological process: regulation of apoptotic process; signal transduction. The transcript has 3 exons. Bases 81 to 737 code for a protein of 218 amino acids. Gene Ontology annotation, molecular function: protease binding; death domain binding. Lineage: Eukaryota; Metazoa; Mollusca; Bivalvia; Ostreida; Ostreidae. The record is from RefSeq and is a predicted model, not a curated record.